Nymphalis io (European peacock) is the source of this 3407-nucleotide messenger RNA. RefSeq names its product inositol-3-phosphate synthase (gene Inos). Gene Ontology annotation, molecular function: inositol-3-phosphate synthase activity. Gene Ontology annotation, cellular component: cytoplasm. The transcript has 12 exons. The record is from RefSeq and is a predicted model, not a curated record. Gene Ontology annotation, biological process: inositol biosynthetic process; phospholipid biosynthetic process. Lineage: Eukaryota; Metazoa; Arthropoda; Insecta; Lepidoptera; Nymphalidae. Bases 214 to 1836 code for a protein of 540 amino acids.
AUAAGGUAUUAGUCUGUGGUUGACUGUCGUGAAAUUUACGUGUGUUCAGGAAUUCAGGUUUUGAUUUUGAAACCACGAAACAUUUGUGGCAAAAAGCUUAAUUGAUAUAAUAUACAAAACAAUAUUAAUUUUAAUCAUUUACCAUAUAUUAAUUUGUUUUAUAAAUCUUUAAAAUUAGUAAACAGAAGUAAUACAAAACUUAAAAAAGCCAAAAUGAGUACAACCUCAAAUUUAAUUGUUUCAUCGCCACACGUGAAAUAUACUGAUGAUUACAUAUUUUCUGAAUACGAAUAUAACGAAACAUUAGUAACAAAAACGGAUAAUGAAAUUGUGGCCAAGCCGUACCGCACAUCAUUAUCUAUCCGCACUGGUCGGAAAAUAGGAAAAGUAGGAGUGAUGUUAGUGGGCUGGGGUGGUAACAAUGGGUCUACAUUCACAGCAGCUGUACUUGCUAACAAGCAUAAAGUCACAUGGAACACUAAAAAUGGUCAAAUGGAUUCCAAUUGGUUGGGUUCCAUAACACAAGUGUCGACGGUACGUCUCGGUAUCGACGAGAAAGGGAAGGAUGUUUUCGUAACGAUGUCAAAACUUCUGCCGAUGGUACAUCCCGAUGAUUUGGUGAUCGACGGAUGGGACAUCAGCCCAUUGAACCUGGCAGAAGCCAUGGUCCGCGCCAAGGUCAUCGACUACGAACUCCAGCAGAAGCUUCGCAAGGAAAUGGCGACAAUGCGCCCCCGGCCCGCGAUAUACGACCCUGACUUCAUUGCAGCUAACCAGGCGGAUCGCGCAGUCAACCUCAUCCCGGGAACUAGAUAUGAGCAAUAUCUUCAAAUUCGAGCUGAUAUAAAGGACUUCCGGGACAAGAAUAAGCUGGACAGGGUCAUUGUGCUUUGGACGGCAAACACUGAAAGGUUCUGCGACGUUACCAAAGGUGUUCAUGACACUUCUGAGAAUUUGGAGCGUGCACUCCGUCAGAACAAUCUCGAGAUAUCGCCCUCUACGAUAUUCGCACUAGCCGCUAUCGAUGAAGGGUGUUGCUACAUUAAUGGUUCACCGCAAAACACGCUAGUUGAUGGCGUUGUUGAGCGAGCCGAAAAAAUGGGCGUCUUUGUAGCCGGAGAUGACUUUAAGUCCGGUCAGACUAAACUCAAGUCUGUACUUGUCGACUUCCUGGUUUCGGCAGGUCUGAAGCCAGUGUCGAUCGUGAGCUACAAUCAUCUAGGUAAUAACGACGGCAAGAAUCUGUCCGCUCCGAGACAGUUCCGCUCUAAGGAGAUAUCGAAGAGCAACGUGGUGGACGACAUGGUGGCCUCCAACGCGCAGCUGUACGCGCCCGGGGAGAAGCCUGACCACGUGGUCGUCAUCAAGUACGUGCCAUAUGUCGGUGACUCCAAGCGCGCCAUGGACGAGUACACUUCGGAGAUCCUGCUCCACGGGACCAACACGCUCGUGGUGCACAACACGUGCGAGGACUCGCUGCUCGCCGUGCCGCUCAUACUGGACCUCGUCGUGCUCACUGAUCUCUUCUGCAGGAUCUCCUACCGCAGGAACGACUCCGAAGAGUGGGGCGCGAUGCACAGCGUGCUGUCGGCGCUGGGCUACCUGCUGAAGGCGCCGCUCGUGCCGCGCGCGGCGCCCGUGGAGCACGCGCUGGCCGCGCAGCGCGCCGCGCUCGCCGACGUGCUGCGCGCCUGCCUCGCGCUGCCGCCCGCGCACCGCAUGCGCCUCGAGCACAGGGUUCCGUUCCUGAUGUCGGAUCUGCGCUCGGGCGUCAUGUUCGAGUCCUCGCCGCCUCCGAAGAAACAGAAAUUAACUCGAGAAAAUGGCGAUAAGUAAAAUAUUUAAAUAUAUAUGUUUAUAUAUACAUGGUUGGAUUCUAGAACAGAAUAUUUAUUUGUUUUGUCUCGGAGAUAUCGUUUAUUGUUCCUUAGUUAUGCGAAGCACAAACGGUUAGCCGCUUUGAAAGCGUGACAUUAACACACAAAUAUUAUAUUUCUUACAGUAUUCGAUAUGAUAUCUUAUAUUUUUUUUUAAGUUGUGAUUUUGUCUAAGACUACAUUUCUCUGUUCCAAAUUUAAAAUAAUUAUAUAAUUUAGGUAAUUUAUUUUGUAUUUAUAUUUAUUAAGUUUCACGUUUUAGAUAAAUUGUAAAAACAAUAUAAUUGUGUAAUAGAAGUGUUUUCGGUAAUAUAAUAUUUUAUGUUUAUUUCGGCUGUGGUUUAGUGAAUUAUUAUUUCGAAUAGAAAACAUUAUAGUUUAGUUUCCAACAUAGUUAUUCUCUUACAUUCCUAAUUUAUGAAAAAUAUUUAAAAAAUAUCGAAUCAUUUUGUUUUAUUUCAUAUAGAACAAAUUAGUUUGUGAAGGAAAGUUUAAACAUUGUAUGUAUGUAUGUUUAAUUAUACUAUAUUUUAUAAAUUUUCUAGGAAGCUUCUAAAGUUAUAUAUUUUUUUCUACUAUAAAUAAACUCCAACACUAUUUGAUGUUUCGAUGUCUUUACAAAACUUGUAUAUAUGUCUUAAUUAUAAAAAUAGAUUUAAAGUAGAGUGGAUUAAAAAUAUUGAAAAAAUAAAAUUAUGUUCAAUUAAAUUUUAAAUUGAAAAUUAAAAUCCAUUCUCCAUGUGUCAAUCUUAUAAAUUGUUUUUACUUGCAGUCUAGUUCAGAAAUCUUUAGUUACUGCCAAUAUUUUUAUAGUCGAUUUAUAAACAAAACAAAAUUAUAUUUAUACAAUAUAAAAAAAUAAAUAAGAGAUAUUCUUUUUCGAUUUCUUAUUAAUAUUUCAAGCCUGAAUGGUGCAAAACUUUUGCCUUCUACAAGAGAAAAGAUAUAAAUUAAAAAAAUAGUAAUAAGAUAUCUACAUAUAUAAUAAUAAUCUCAAAAAAUCUCUUAAUAAUAAAUCAGUAUUAAAAAUAAUCUGAUGUAUAAUGUAUUAUAUAAAUCCAGUAUUUUUUAAUGUAAUAGGUUUUUUUUUGUUUAAAUGCAUUUAUAGAAUUACAUCUAAAUAUUUAUCGUUAAAAAAUUUAUGAAUCGUCUUAAAUAAACCAAAGUUGUGUAAUUUGGUCGUUUAUUUUGAAAUUAUUUAAAAAAGAUAUAUUUAUAGAAAAUUGAUCUAAAACUAAGUGAAUGCUCUUGUAAAAUAUAUCAAGUCUUACAAUAUUUAUUUAUUGUAUUGAAUUGAAUUAGAAAAAAAGAGACAGAUACACUAUAAAAAAAGGGCGAGGAGGGUAUUACAUAGUACCGCUGUAAGAUGUUACGUAGUAUUGUUUUUUUUAUUUCACAUUUAUUUAAGAUUUAUAUAAGUUUCAGUAAUGUAAACAGUAGUUUAUUACAAAAUUCCUAUUUGUGUAGUAUUUCCAAAGGCGUGUUGUUAAUUGUACGCACUUGUAUUGAAAUAAACUUAUUCUUGAAUUA